AUGAGUGGAACCGGGGCUCUCAGGCAGAGGGCGGCGAGAGGGAGACGAGCGGGGAAAGCGGCCGAUGCUCCUGGCGGGAGGGCGCAUACUGAUACACCUCGGAAAGCCGGGAGCUUGAUCCACCAGCCCGAGAACCUGCUACUCCCUGCCUCCAGCUGCUUGGCACCUGGAGACCGAGCUCUUUUCAGAGCCAGCAGACAUCACCCUUUCUUCCCAAACCUAGCCGUUUGUUUGUUUCCAUUGCUCUUCCUUCUCCCUUCUGUGCUCUCCCUCCCGUGCCCCCGGUUCCUCCGAUCUGUAUUCUCUCCAGAGCCGCAAACGUCUUACUCCUUCCGCGGCCUCCAGAUCUCCUCCUUCGCCAACCGCAGCUGGACGCGCACGGACUUCCUCGCGUGGCUGGGGGAGCUGCAGCUCUAUACUUGGCGCAAUGAGUCGGACACCGUCGGCUUCCUGAAGCCUUGGUCUCAGGGCACAUUCAGUGAGCAGCAGUGGGAGCAGCUGCAGCAUACGUUUCAGGUUUAUCGCAGGAGCUUCACCAGGGACAUCUGGGAAUUCGUCAAAAUACUGCACCUCGACUAUCCUCUUGAGAUCCAGAUAUCUGGAGGAUGUGAGUUACUUCCGAGGAACACCUCCGAAAGCUUCUUACGUGCAGCAUUUCAAGGAAAGGAUGUCCUGAGUUUCCAAGGAAUGUCUUGGGUGCCAGCCCCAGAUGCCCCCCCUUGGAGCCAGGAGCUCUGCAAGAAGCUCAAUCAGGACCAAGGGACCAAGGAAACAGUGCACUGGCUCCUCCAUGACAUCUGGCCCCAAUUGGUCAGAGGCCUCUUGCAGACGGGGAAGUCCGAGCUGAAGAAGCAAGUGAAGCCGGAGGCCUGGCUGUCCAGUGGUCCCCCUCCCCGGCCUGGCCACCUGUGGCUGGUCUGCCAUGUCUCAGGAUUCUACCCAAAACCCGUGCGGGUGACGUGGGCGAGGGGCGAGCAGGAAGAGCCUGGCACUCAGCAAGGAGACGUCAUGCCCAACGCCGACUCGACUUGGUAUCUGCGAGUAACCCUGGAUGUGGAGGCUGCGGAGGCGGCUGGCCUGAGCUGCCGAGUGAAGCACAGCAGCCUGGGAGACCAGGACAUCAUCCUGUACUGGGAUCAUCACAGCUCCGUGGGCUGGAUCGCCUUGGCAGUGAUUGUGACCCUGGUCCUCAUGGCAGGUCCUGCAUUUUGGCUUAGGAAGCACUGGACACACCGUGGAUCCCCAAGUUCUAGUCUCCCUUUGGAAUGA
Molecule: messenger RNA, 1269 nt
Organism: Rangifer tarandus platyrhynchus (Svalbard reindeer)
Lineage: Eukaryota; Metazoa; Chordata; Mammalia; Artiodactyla; Cervidae
Source: the annotation of a GenBank genome assembly